Arabidopsis thaliana (thale cress) is the source of this 1643-nucleotide messenger RNA. RefSeq names its product DNAJ heat shock N-terminal domain-containing protein. Lineage: Eukaryota; Viridiplantae; Streptophyta; Magnoliopsida; Brassicales; Brassicaceae. The record is from RefSeq and is marked reviewed. The transcript is spliced from 10 exons. The coding region runs from base 236 to 1432 and encodes 398 amino acids.
UGAGACUUUAUCUCUACUUUGACCCGACCAGCGAAAGUGUAAAUUGAAAGAUAGAUAGAAAGAAAGAGCCAACUUUAAAAGCUUAGCGGUUGAUUUCGAAAUCUCGUCGCCGGCGCGUGGAGUCUUUUCGUCGGACAACAACAAGAGAAAAGAGAUUUGUGGUGUUCUUCUGCUUAGAAUUGUUGUUUUCCAUCUCCGGCAGUGAGAUUUGGUGGAGAAUUUUGAUUUGUGAUCGAUGGUUAAGGAAACAGAGUACUACGAUGUGCUCGGAGUUAGCCCAACUGCUACAGAAUCUGAGAUUAAGAAAGCUUACUACAUAAAGGCACGCCAAGUUCAUCCUGAUAAGAACCCUAAUGAUCCUCAAGCUGCACACAAUUUCCAGGUCUUGGGAGAGGCCUAUCAAGUGCUAAGUGAUUCAGGACAACGCCAAGCUUAUGAUGCAUGUGGCAAGUCAGGAAUCUCAACUGAUGCAAUCAUCGAUCCUGCUGCAAUAUUUGCAAUGCUAUUUGGCAGCGAACUUUUUGAAGGGUACAUAGGACAGCUUGCUAUGGCAUCUAUGGCUUCACUUGAUAUCUUCACGGAAGGGGAUCAGUUUGAUACCAAAAAGAUACAAGAAAAAUUGAGGAUUGUUCAGAAAGAAAGAGAAGACAAGCUUGCUCAGAUUCUGAAAGACCGACUCAACGAAUAUGUAAUAAACAAAGACGAAUUUAUCAGUAAUGCUGAAGCUGAAGUAGCAAGACUCUCAAAUGCAGCUUAUGGUGUGGAUAUGUUGAAUACAAUUGGGUAUAUAUAUGUAAGACAAGCAGCAAAAGAGCUAGGGAAGAAAGCUAUUUAUCUCGGAGUACCAUUCAUUGCUGAAUGGUUUAGGAACAAAGGUCACUUCAUCAAAUCUCAAUUAACAGCUGCAACAGGCGCAUAUGCGUUGUUCCAGUUGCAGGAGGAAAUGAAAAGGCAGCUAAAUACUGAAGGAAAUUAUACUGAGGAGGAACUUGAGGAAUACCUUCAGGCCCAUAAAAGAGUGAUGAUUGAUUCACUGUGGAAGCUCAAUGUCGCUGAUAUCGAAGCCACUCUUUGUCGUGUUUGUCAGCUGGUUCUUCAAGAUCCAGAAGCCAAAAGAGAGGAGCUUCGUACAAGAGCAAGAGGUUUAAAAGCUCUGGGGAGGAUCUUUCAGAGAGCCAAAACAGCUAGUGAGAGUGAUCCUUUAGAAAAUAGUGAACCUCAAAAGUUAAACGGAAAUGGAAAGAACCACGAUGAGGAUACUUCUACAUCACCAAAAUCCAGUGAAGCAUCUCACUCCACCUCUGGUCCUCAGGAACCACAAAGCCCCUACGUGGAAGAAUUCAAACUUGGAGAUGAACAAUUCAACUAUUACUUCCCACGACCAGCGCCACCUCCUGGCGCAGGGAAAUACUCUUCCUCUGGCUAUGAUUGAUUCAGGUGAGAUCGGGGCAUAUAUAUAUCAGUCUUAGCAUAUUUCUAUUGCAGUUGUGUACCAUUAUGUAAAAUUAUUCCUUUUUUCUUUUGGUUUUGGCUUGUUAGAAGAAAAUGAUUGAUGUUGAAAGCACAUAUAAAAGCUCUUUUGUGAUAAUGUAUCCAUGUAAAUUAUUAUGAAGGUAUAAUGACUUAGAGUAUAAACAAAAGCC